Molecule: messenger RNA, 369 nt
Organism: Echinostoma caproni
Lineage: Eukaryota; Metazoa; Platyhelminthes; Trematoda; Plagiorchiida; Echinostomatidae
Source: the annotation of a GenBank genome assembly
AUGUGCGAACUGCUUUGGUCUGAUCCGAUGGAAGCUAACGGACGAACAACAUCCAAACGCGGUAUUGGCUGUCAGUUUGGUCCAGACGUAACGGAACGAUUUUGCAAAGCUAACGGUUUGGACUACAUUAUUCGAAGUCACGAGGUAAAGGACAAUGGCUAUGAAUUAGCACACAAUGACAGGUGCGUAACCGUGUUUUCUGCGCCAAAUUAUUGCGAUACAAUGCACAAUCGCGGCGCGUUCAUCACAUUGAUCGGCAAACGAAAGCCGGAUCCGAUGAAACCAUCAUUCACUGUGUUCAGCGAAGUCCCUCAUCCAGAUGUGCGCCCUAUGGCCUACGUCAACCCAUUUCUGUCGCUUUUCAUGUGA